GAGAAGCGGUCUAUGCUCGUGAAGUGCGCAGAGACCACGCUGAAUUCAAAGCUUGUGGCAGAUUACAAGACCUUUUUUGCUGAGAUGUCCGUGGAUGCUAUCUCACUGCUGGGCGACGACAUGUCUGUCUCUUCCGUCGGCAUCAAGAAGGUGACCGGAGGCUCCGUCACAGACACGCUCCUUGUGCCAGGCAUCGGUUGGUGA
Symbiodinium pilosum is the source of this 204-nucleotide messenger RNA. NCBI's taxonomy places the organism in Eukaryota, Dinophyceae, Suessiales, Symbiodiniaceae. The record is from the annotation of a GenBank genome assembly.